Messenger RNA from Polistes canadensis, 1487 nucleotides. RefSeq names its product sn1-specific diacylglycerol lipase beta-like. The coding region runs from base 165 to 1355 and encodes 396 amino acids. The transcript has 6 exons. The record is from RefSeq and is a predicted model, not a curated record. Lineage: Eukaryota; Metazoa; Arthropoda; Insecta; Hymenoptera; Vespidae.
UAGCACUUUCUCUACAUGAUGUCCAAACGCUAAAAACUUGUGAAUAUACGUCAUAAAAUACGCACAAUAUAUCAUACUGAUUCUAAGGAAAUAAUUACUAUGAAAAAAUCCUAUCUUUUUUCAAUAUUAUAAAAUGUUGAAAAUCUCCUAAAAAACGCAGUUAUAUGCAACUUAUACAGUUAUUAAGAAUUCAUCAAAUCGUAAUGCAUAUUCUAAAGAUUAAUAAAAUUAAAAAGUACAUUUUGGGAUUUAAUGUUUUGCAGAAAAAAAUGCCAGCCUUGAAGCUCUUCGGGCGGAAAUGGUUAACAGCCACGGAUGAUCUCGUCUACCCUGAAUUGUUUGAAAUUUUGAUACGUCUUAUUUGGUUGAUCUUGAUAGGAAUAGGAUGCAUCAAAUAUUAUUUAAGUACUUGGAAAUGCCAGCUAGGAGGUGAUCUGGUCCGUGUAUAUUUGUUAGGAGAAGUAAUCAUCCUUGGCAUAGUUAUGAUUCUUACAUUUUUUAUUAUAAGAUAUAGCAGUAGAGGAUCGAUAACGGAUACGCACGCUCGCCGAUACGUUGAACCGCUUCUCACGGUGAAAAUACUUAUGAUUUUACCGGAAAUAAAUUGGAAUAUAUUGGGAACGCUUUGGAGCUUUAACAAAUACAUAGAAUGCGAGAUAGAACAGUACACGAUAAGUGUCGUGAAGGCAAUGGUAUUUUUCAAUUGGAUCCUCAUCGGCCUCACAAUUUUCGGUUUUAUUCUUGUUUUCGAUCCUCUUGGCUCGAUGGAUAUGCGCAAAAAUAAUUUAGAUGACUCAAUCGAGCAUGGAAAGAUAUCACGAAUUUGGCGACGAAGAUUUAAGUUCCUUUGGUGGAUGAGAAAGGACGAAAGCGCCAACGAAACCUUCCAACAUGUUGCUGGUUUACUCACUGCUCUAUUUCGAGGAACGGAUUUGGUACCUUCCGACGUUAUGGCAGGCUUAAUUCUACUGCGAGUUAGGCAAAAACGUGAAACGCACAAAUUGAGAACAUUAAAUCUUUCUAAACCGAAAUAUACUGUUGAUGCACGUGAUAUUUUCAUCAACACUCCCAGCUGGAUGACCUUGGAAAAUGCUCAUCAUUUUCUUAAAUUAUCUAUCGCAUCUUACGGCUGGCUUUUCGUUUGUUAUCAACAUGUGUGUACCGGAUGUUUCCGUUUAAUACCAAACUUAACUUUCUGCGGCUGUUUCCGAAAAAAACGGAAAGUUAUCCUGGACGACAAUUGUUGUUUCUGCAAUUUAUCCGGAGUAAAAUAUAUGUCCAAAUUAUCAAAUGACGACAUUCUCUUCGCAAGUUUUAAAAACCAUUUAUGUGAAGUAAGCUUAAGCACGAGAUAAAUAGAAUAAUAAUUCUAUGUCACUUAUUAUACAAAAUUUUCAUCUUUGUAUGUAAUUGACAGAUACCUUUUUGCGUAAUAGCCGAUCAUAAAACUUCUAGCAUCGCUAUAGUUAUACGAGGCUCUUUGUCAU